UCAUUCACGAAUGUUCAGGUAACUAACUCAACCAACGAAUCAAAAGGAAUGCGUUUGAGUGCAUUAUGUUCAUUUCGAUGCAGUCAGCAGUUACGUCGUGUGGUUGAUGGCAAGUGGACAACAACACAUUACAUAAAGCAUAAACGUGAGAAUGAUCCGAGAUGGAAGGGUAUCGAUAUGACACGUGUAUCGGAUGAUUAUGAUGUCGCGAUUGUGGGCGGUGGACCUGCGGGCAUGUCUGCCGCCAUACGUUUACAGCAGUUAGCACAAAAAAAUAGUAAAGAGAUACGGGUAUGUGUCGUUGAAAAAGCACCCGAAAUAGGUGCACACAUCCUGUCCGGAGCUGUGAUCGAUCCACGUGGCAUGGACGAUCUCUUUCCGGAUUGGAAGACCAUGAAUAGUCCGGUUUAUCAAGAAGUCACGGUAAGGUUUCAACUGAUCACAUGCCGCUCGAUUUUCAUUCCCAUCAAUGACGCGAUAACUUUUCAUCCGUCGAAAACUUACAGACUUGGUCAUCUAACGAAAUGGCUCGGUGAAAAAGCCGAAGAAAUGGGUGUAGAAGUAUAUCCGGGAUAUGCUGGGCAAGAGGUGCUUUAUAAUGAAGACGGCAGUGUUGCGGGUAUUGCCACAAACGAUGUCGGUAUAGCCAAAGAUGGAUCACCGAAGGUUUGUGUGCCGCUUUAUAACGAACAGCCAUUGGUGGCCGUUGGCUUCGUUGUUGCACUCGACUACAAAGACCCUUACCUUAAUCCUUAUCAGGAAUUCCAACGUUACAAAUUGCAUCCAUCGAUUCGAAAAUAUUUGGAAGGUGGCACACGAAUCGGAUACGGUGCACGAGCGUUGAACGAAGGGGGAUAUCAAACAAUCCCUGAUAAGUUAGCAUUCCCGGGUGGUUGUCUUAUCGGGUGUGCGGCCGGUCUGUUGAAUGUGGCUAAGUUGAAAGGUGUUCAUAGUGCGAUGAAAAGUGGCAUUCUUGCUGCUGAUGCGAUAUUCAGUCAGCUUGGCACAGAUUCUAAAGUAAUCGACCCUGAGGCAUAUGAUAAAGACCUUCGAGAGAGUUAUGUGAUAAAGGAAAUGAAAAAGACACGUAAUAUACGACCAUCAUUCAACACCAGAUUGGGCUGGAUUGGUGGUAUGGCCUACACGGGGACAUUCUUCGUUGUGGGACGUGGCGUUGAGCCGUGGACAUUGUCGCAUGGCAAGCCAGAUCAUGAGAAGCUAGAACCCGCUGAGAAGCACAAACCGAUUGAAUAUCCUAAAGCUGAUGGUGAAAUAACGUUCGAUCUUCUUAGUUCGGUUUCGUUGACCGGAACAAAUCACGAAGAGAAUCAACCGUGUCAUUUAACACUUAAAGAUGAUGAUGUACCCGAAUCUAUUAAUCUUCCUAAAUUCGCUGGUCCCGAAUCGAGGUUCUGUCCUGCUGGAGUGUAUGAAUAUGUGAACAGAGAGACGAAUCCAAGCGAGAAACGAUUACAAAUCAACGCACAAAAUUGUAUUCAUUGUAAAACUUGUGAUAUCAAAGAUCCGACACAGAAUAUCAUUUGGGUGGCGCCUGAAGGAGGUGGCGGUCCAAAAUAUGACGGAAUGUAA
Molecule: messenger RNA, 1590 nt
Organism: Anisakis simplex (herring worm)
Lineage: Eukaryota; Metazoa; Nematoda; Chromadorea; Rhabditida; Anisakidae
Source: the annotation of a GenBank genome assembly